Messenger RNA from Drosophila bipectinata, 1960 nucleotides. RefSeq names its product neither inactivation nor afterpotential protein G (gene ninaG). Lineage: Eukaryota; Metazoa; Arthropoda; Insecta; Diptera; Drosophilidae. Gene Ontology annotation, molecular function: flavin adenine dinucleotide binding; oxidoreductase activity, acting on CH-OH group of donors. The record is from RefSeq and is a predicted model, not a curated record.
AUGGGCAUGCAUUUUCAAAAAAUCCUGGUAUUCGGAGGUGUACUUAUAGCCCUCCUGUCAGUUAUCGUUAUCCUGGUGGGUGCUCUUUUAAGCGAUUCGAUUCCUAAUGUCCUAGCACCAGAGGAACGGCACUUUGACUUUGAUUAUGUGAUUGUGGGUGCUGGAACUGGAGGAAGCACGUUGACAUCUCUCUUGGCAAAGCACAGCAAUGGCAGUGUACUGCUAAUCGAGGCCGGUGGCCCUUUUGGACUGCUUAGCCGGAUACCUCUUCUAACAACGUUCCAGCAGAAAGGAAUUAAUGACUGGUCAUUUCUAUCAGUGCCCCAAAAAAACUCCUCUAAAGGAUUGAUUGACAAAAGACAGUGCCUGCCGAGGGGCAAGGGGCUGGGAGGUUCGUCCAAUUUAAACUACAUGCUUCACUUUGAUGGCCAUGGGCCGGACUUUGAUAGCUGGCGAGAUCUGUACAACCUGAAUGACUGGAGCUGGGGGAAGAUGCGUUCAUUCAUGGAGGCUGCCAAAGCGAAGCCAACAGACAUGUUUGAAAUUCCACGGGAUUACUCCAAGAUUACUGAAGCUCUAAACGAGGCGCAGGCCCAGUUUUCCCACAAGGAUUGGACCUUUCAUAGGUCUAGGUACAAUAUCAAGCAUGGCCUUCGCCAUUCCGUGCAACAGCAAUUUCUGAAUGUGGUGCUCCAUCGGCACAAUCUACGCCUUUUACCCGAAGCCUUGGUGAAGAGGAUUCAGUUAACUCCUAGCCCUAGACCCCAGGCAAGCUCGGUUCUAGUUGGGAUUAAAGAUGAGAAUAACAAAGAGUUGGAAUUCACCAUCGAAGUGGGUAGAGAGCUGAUCCUCUGUGCAGGAGCCUACCAAACGCCACAAUUAUUAUUGGCCUCCGGUAUAGGUGACAGCUCCAUGUUGAAAAAGUUGGGUAUACCUCUGCAGCACCAUUUGCCCUCUGUGGGACAAAACCUCCACGACCACUUUAACGUUCCACUCUUUGUUUCAAUGGGAGUAGUUGGACCUACCUUAAACCAGAACACAUUGCUGCAUCCUAUGACUUUGAUCAAUUUUCUAAGCUCUGGCUCUGGGCCACUGGGAAACUUUGGAGUAUUAGGAAACGUCGCCAGUCAUGGGGGACCCUUUCCCUUCGGCAUUACCUUUUUUGGAGCCGGAGCCAUCGACGAGGCGGCUCUGAUGUCUAUUUCAAAUUUCAAAGGACCUGCAUUUCGCGCCCUAUUUCCACGAUAUUACAAUUCGUCUCAGGAGGGAUUCGUAGUCAUUUCCAGUUGCCUUCAGCCAAGAUCCCGAGGAUCUGUGGGUCUUAUAAAUCGUCAUAUGCGCAGGAAUCCACUCAUAGAUCCAAACUAUCUAAGUAGUCAAGAGGAUGUGGAUUGCAACAUCGCAGCCAUUCGCAGUGCUGUAAAAAUAGUCACUUCCUCUUCCUUUGCAUCACUGCAUCCCCGAAUUCAUUGGCCCAAGCUCCAAGAAUGCUCCAAUUUCGGUCCAUUUGAGCGGGACUUCAUUGACCACCAUCCUUCCGACCUCUACCUGGAGUGCCUAAUGCGCCACAUUGGUCUGGGAUCUCAUCAUCCAGGUGGAACCUGCGCCUUGGGCAGCGUUGUGGAUUCGCAUCUAAGAUUGAAUGGCGUGGCCAAUGUGCGGGUGGUGGACGCCAGUAUACUGCCCCGUCCCAUCUCAGGGAACCCCAACUCGGCGAUCGUUGCCAUAGCUCUGAGAGCUGCCUCCUGGAUACUGAAGAGCGAACUAAAUGCCGGUAGUGACGCCAAAUAAUUAAAUUGCUCAGGGAAAUUGUUACAAAAGCGUUCAAGUUGAGGGACAACACGGAAAAAAAUUAUUAUGGUCUCAAAAAAACAAAGAUUAAAAAACUUUUUUCAACAAAAAGUAUUAAAAACAAUAUACCCAUUAAUGAGUGUUAUUUUGUGAGUGUUAUUAUAUAAAA